AACAUUUUCACUGCGCCAUUUUGCUGCUUUGCAGGGUAUAGCUGGGGUCGCUUUGCGUUCUUCAUAUUAGACAAAAAAUUGAGAAAGUAUAAAACAAACACUAAUGGCUAUGUCAAAUAGAAAUCUGAAGCAAGUACGGAUUGAAAAGAAUAAUUACGGGAAUAACGACGGCAACAGCAACAUGGGUUCCCCACAACAGCAGCAGCAGCCGCCGAUUCAUCCAGGGAACAACAAUAACAACAAGCGCAGUCUAGAGUUGUCAGAUGGGGAUCCAUCCCUUAUGCCUCCGAAGAUAGACGAUGGAGAGGAGGAACGGGGCCUCACCAUUGAUAUCAAGAGUUUCUUAAAACCCGGCGAAAAAAGCUACACGCAGCGGUGUCGCCUGUUUGUUGGGAACCUGCCUACCGAUAUCACUGACGAGGAUUUUAGGAAGCUAUUUCAGAAAUAUGGAGAACCCAGCGAAGUUUUUAUUAAUCGUGACCGUGGAUUUGCCUUCAUCCGCUUGGAAUCAAGGACACUUGCUGAAAUUGCAAAAGCUGAGCUUGAUGGUAUGAUGCUGACAAAUAGGCCUCUACGCAUUCGAUUUGCUACUCAUGGAGCUGCCUUGACUGUUAAAAAUCUUUCUUCUGUUGUUUCAAAUGAGCUUCUUGAAGAAGCAUUUUCCAUGUUUGGACCAGUAGAAAGAGCAGUGGUCAUAGUGGAUGAUCGUGGCAGACCUACAGGCAAAGGAUUUGUUGAAUUUGCUGCUAAACCUCCAGCUCGAAAGGCAUUGGACCGAUGCUCUGAAGGAGCAUUUAUAUUGACUACAACUCCUCGUCCAGUUAUUGUGGAACCAAUGGAGCAAUUUGAUGAUGAAGAUGGCUUACCAGAAAAACUUAUGCAGAAGACUCCACAGUAUCUGAAAGAGAGGGAGGAACCACCACGUUUUGCACAACCAGGCACAUUUGAAUUUGAAUAUUCCUCCCGAUGGAAAGCACUUGAUGAGAUGGAGAAGCAGCAGAGAGAACAGGUUGACAGGAACAUCAGAGAAGCUAAAGAAAAACUGGAGUCUGAAAUGGAAGCUGCUCGGCAUGAGCAUCAGUUGAUGCUUAUGAGACAAGAUCUUAUGCGACGUCAAGAAGAACUGAGACGAUUAGAAGAACUAAGAAAUCAAGAGCUUCAAAAGAGAAAGCAAUUUCAAAUGAGGCAUGAAGAGGAGCAAAGAAGGCGAGAAGAAGAGUUGAUCCGUCAUCGUGACCAAGAUGAUCUUAGACGGCAAGAAGGGUUCAAACCAAACUACAUGGACACUAGAGAACAGGAUAUGAGAAUGGGUGAUAUGGCCCUCCGUGGAGCAAUAAGCAUGGGAGAUACCUAUAGCCCAGCACCUGCUGGUAGCCAAGCUCCUCCUCCUCCAAUGAUGGGGAUGAAUAUGAACAAUCGAGCUGCAGUGCCUGGCCCUUCAAUGGGUCCCGGUCCUUCGAUGAGCUCUGAAGCAGCUGCAAGUUUGGGAGCAACUAUUAUGGCGGAUAAUGGAACCGUGCGCAAUGAUAGAUUCCCACAAGCAUCUCCAUCACAAAUGACGUCCCCCAUGGUUAACAGAGCAGGAACUGAAGCUGCUCAGCCAACAAUGGGUGAUGUUAAUGCAGUUGGAGGUGGUGGACCUGGUGGCUUUGGUAGAGGAAAUCAAGGGGGAAUGUUUGAAGGAUCUAACAAACGACGCCGGUAUUAGUUCGCCAUUCCAUAUUGUGUAAAACAUGUUCGGUUACAGAAAAAUUCCAGUGGAAUGCCUUUUAAGUUUUUAAUCUUUAUCGGGAGCCAUUGUUUUGCAGUGUUUUAGUCUUUGCUUAAGUAAUUUUAAACUUUUGUGUACUUGUUCAAUAUGUAAUAUGUAACAUGCUUCAUUGUGACAGUUGACUGUUACUGUGCUUUAAAUGAUGAAUUUGUGAUAGUGCUGUAAAACUACGUUUUGAUGCUAUAAAAUAAAAGAAUCAAAUGUGUAAAGCAAAUUUUAGAGGUAGGAGUUGUGCAUAGACUUUACAAAUUAAUUUAUACCUCACAUCAAAUAUAUUUCACAAUUACUGUCAAAAAUCUGUUUUAAGACCUUUUAAUAACCAAUGUAUACUUCUAGAUUCAAAGAAUUCUGGGAACUUUGUUACUGCAGCUUCUAAUCUGUGCAUCUCUGUAUAACUGUACUCAAUUGCAGAGGAAUGUGGGCAGGAAGCAAUUUUUUUAUUUUCUCAUAGGCAAAUUAAAGUUAUUUACUGGAUCCUAAUCUUUUAUUUGACCUGUUAUUUUAAUGAGGUUUUUGUUUUUGCUGUACAACUUGUAGUUAAUUAGUGCAUACCUCAGAUUGCUAAUAGGAAGAAUGGAACAAAACACUGUAAAAUAAACCAUAUGUGAUAUGUACUGUUAUAUUCUAGUUUAAAAACAUAUUUUAUCAUUUUUCUUUUAUUGUUUAUUAUAUUAUACCUUGUAGCCUUUUUCCAAUCUUAAUUUCCUUUUGAAUAGAAACACCUAGUGAUUUAUUGUACCAAUUCCCUUGUCUUGAUUAGGAAUUUAAUAUUGUUUAACAGUUAACUAAUAUAUGUAUGCCAUCAUUUAUAUCAAAAUAAAGUAAUCAGCUUUUUUUUUUCUUUUUACAAACUUUUAAUGUCAUUUUGAAGUUGUGAAGUAAAAUCCUACUUGCUACGCC
This is a messenger RNA of Bombina bombina (fire-bellied toad), 2671 nucleotides long. RefSeq names its product paraspeckle component 1 (gene PSPC1). Gene Ontology annotation, molecular function: RNA binding. The record is from RefSeq and is a predicted model, not a curated record. Bases 104 to 1708 code for a protein of 534 amino acids. Lineage: Eukaryota; Metazoa; Chordata; Amphibia; Anura; Bombinatoridae. The transcript has 9 exons. Gene Ontology annotation, biological process: regulation of DNA-templated transcription. Gene Ontology annotation, cellular component: nucleus.